Arachis stenosperma is the source of this 1157-nucleotide messenger RNA. RefSeq names its product NADPH-dependent aldehyde reductase-like protein, chloroplastic. The record is from RefSeq and is a predicted model, not a curated record. The coding region runs from base 1 to 846 and encodes 281 amino acids. The transcript is spliced from 2 exons. Gene Ontology annotation, molecular function: oxidoreductase activity. NCBI's taxonomy places the organism in Eukaryota, Viridiplantae, Streptophyta, Magnoliopsida, Fabales, Fabaceae.
AUGGCUUCACCAGCACAGGGACAGGGCGGUACUACUUCUUCUUCUUCCACACAAACCCAAACUCUUCCGUUUCCUCUUCCACUGCAAGACAGGGUGGCUAUAGUGACUGGCUCCUCACGUGGAAUCGGUCGUCAAAUCGCCCUUCACCUCUCUUCACUCGGAGCCCGACUCGUACUCAACUACUCCUCUUCCAACUCCUACCCAGCCGACUCACUCGCCGCCCAAAUCAACGCUACCUCCGCCUCCUCUGCGCUCCCGCAAGCCAUCGUAGUCCGCGCUGACAUCUCCGACCCCACUCAGGUCCGGCACCUCUUCGACUCCGCCGAGAACGCCUUCAACUCGCCGGUUCACAUCCUCGUCAACUCCGCCGGAACCCUAGAUCCCAAGCAGCCUUCCAUCGCCGACACCUCCGACGAGAGCUUCGACCAUGUCUUCGCCGUGAACGCCAGGGGCGCCUUCCUGUGCGCGCGGGAGGCGGCGAACCGGCUGAAGCGCGGCGGCGGGGGGCGGAUCAUACUGUUGUCUUCGUCGCAGGUGGCGGCACUAAGGCCGGGGUUCGGCGCGUACACGGCGUCAAAGGCGGCAGUGGAGGCGAUGACGAAGAUCCUGGCGAAGGAGCUGAAGGGGACGGGGAUCACCGCGAAUUGCGUGGCGCCGGGGCCGAUCGCGACGGAGUUGUUCUUCAGUAGCAGGACGGAGGAGCAGGUUCAGAAGCUGAUUGAGGAGUCGCCGAUGCAGAGACUUGGGGAGACCAAGGAUGUGGCUCCUCUGGUUGGGUUUCUGGCCUCUGAUGCUGGCGAAUGGGUCAACGGUCAAGUUAUUCGAGUCAACGGCGGUUACGUGUAAAGCGGUUAUGGCUUUGGUCCUUAUGCCUUUCACCAAGUGGACUGAGGAAUGAAUGAAGAAGUAAAAGUAGAAAUGAGACGAUCUGAUAAAAGCUGAAACUUAUAAGAACCAGCUAUAUAUUGAAGGAGAAAAAGAAAAGAAAAGAAUAAUGAAGUGUGUUUUGCUUUGCUUAGUGAAGAUGGAGAAAAAUGGAAGGUAGAAAGAAAAAGAAAGUGUGUGUAGUUGAUAUCAUGGCCAUGUUCUUCACCCCGUGAAGCUGGGGUUUGGUUUCUUGAAAUUGAAAGUGAUGGCUUCUGAGUUUUAGAAUUUAC